Talaromyces proteolyticus is the source of this 4692-nucleotide messenger RNA. Its product is annotated as NUC185 domain-containing protein. The record is from RefSeq and is a predicted model, not a curated record. Gene Ontology annotation, biological process: nuclear-transcribed mRNA catabolic process, 3'-5' exonucleolytic nonsense-mediated decay. Gene Ontology annotation, molecular function: RNA helicase activity; ATP binding; RNA binding. The coding region runs from base 387 to 4280 and encodes 1297 amino acids. The transcript has 6 exons. Gene Ontology annotation, cellular component: Ski complex. Lineage: Eukaryota; Fungi; Ascomycota; Eurotiomycetes; Eurotiales; Trichocomaceae.
GUGUAAAGGGCUGACUGUUCUAUAGUCACUAAUGGAAAGAGGUGGGGCAUGCAUGUUUGUCUCCACUGUGAAAUUCAUGUCAUCAUUCAAUAUUCAAACCGACCACAUUUGCCUGCCAGCACCAGCCAACGCUGCAAAAGACAUUGUAUGAAUUUGCUACAAAAUAGAACUCUUUCAUAGAUGUUCUUUUACUCAAGCACAUCGACUAUUUUCUUUCCCGUCGAGUCUCCGCUUUAUUUUGCCUGUGAAAGAGGGGAUCUUCCGUUGCUGUUUGUCUCGAUCUUACAUUUACAUUGCGUUCCCAUUGUGCACGCAUGACCACCAGCAAUAUCUAAACAGAUACGAAUAUCGUGCUUAUCCUGCGUAUCUUGAGGAAAAAUUCAGUUAUGGUGGAUGCACUAUCGUCGAGUCUGGCACGGCUCCGACUGAGUGCCGACCAACUCGUCUCCACUGAUUUCGACGAGCGGCUUAUUAGCCAGGAGAAUAGAGCCACCGGGGCUAUUAGGUCUCGAAAAAGGGUUCAAAAGAACGUGGAUGAGCUCAAGUCCGAACUAGAGAGUGAAUUUCUCACACCCUCGUCUAGUUUUAGCCCUGAUUGGCUGAACCGGUUGCAGAAACGAUGGGACGUUUCGGCGGAUUAUCGGGAUCUGUUUGAAAUAGAUCCGACGCAGACUCGUACUAUUAUCCGAUUCAACCGCGAAGGCCUAGAAGGGCGGAUUACGGGCUAUCAUGAAGUCACAGUACCGGCAACCAGUGCAACGGCGAAGAAUUCAACCUCUUUGCUUCGGCGUCCAGCUGCAAGAGCGGACUUUGUUCGAGGAGCUGCGGGUUACUUCCCCUUUUCGCCUGGCGGUUUGGAGGGCGUUGAGGCGAUCGCGGAGAUGGAAUCUGAAAUGCAAGCAAAUGACCAGCAGAGAGCUAGUGGAAAGCAGGGUCUUGAUCGAAUCAUUAAUUUCGGUACUGAAGAAGGACUUUUGGAAGUUCCACCGGGCUUUUCGCGAGGGAUGAAAUUCGAUGAACCCACAUCUCAAGCUGCUGAAGAAGAUGACAAGGAUGUCGAAGAGACCUUGGCGCAAGAAGAAGAACACAUUUCCACAGAGCGUAAAGAAGUCAAGGAAGGCGCUAGAAAAGGAGUAGAAGAUGAAGAUGAAGUCAUGAGCGAGGACGAAGAGCGAGAUAUUGAUUCGCUAUUGCCCGUUGAGUUUCCAGCCUUUGAGCCACGAAGUCAACUUCUAGCCGCGGCUGCAAAAAAAGGUGGUCGCGAAUGGGCUCAUGUUGUGGAUGUGAACAAGGAAAUCACCAAUUUCCAUGAUCUGGUUCCAGACAUGGCAAAGGAAUGGCCCUUUGAACUUGACACUUUUCAGAAAGAAGCCGUUUAUCACUUGGAGAAUGGAGAUUCGGUAUUCGUCGCAGCUCACACGUCGGCUGGAAAGACUGUGGUUGCAGAGUACGCCAUUGCACUCGCUGCAAAACACAUGACGAAAGCGAUAUACACAUCCCCAAUCAAAGCAUUGAGUAAUCAGAAAUUCCGUGACUUUCGCAAUAUAUUCGACGACGUUGGUAUUCUUACGGGUGACGUACAAAUCUCGCCGGAAUCGAGCUGUCUUAUUAUGACCACAGAAAUUCUUCGCAGUAUGCUUUAUCGCGGAGCCGACCUUAUUCGAGAUGUCGAGUUUGUUAUUUUUGACGAAGUACAUUAUGUCAACGAUAUGGAACGUGGAGUGGUUUGGGAAGAGGUUAUUAUAAUGCUCCCUGAACAUGUCACGUUGAUUCUCCUUUCAGCCACUGUCCCGAAUACAUAUGAGUUUGCGUCAUGGGUUGGACGUACCAAAAAGAAAGAUAUAUAUGUUAUUUCUACGGCCAAGCGCCCUGUACCGCUUGAGCAUUAUCUCUGGGCCGGUAAGAGUAUCCAUAAAAUUGUUGAUUCAAACAAAAAAUUCAUCGAAAAGGGCUGGAAGAACGCCGAUGAAAUUCUGUCUGGAAGAGAUAAAGCCAAGGCCCAAAAGGCCGCAGACGCACAAGCACAGUCCCAAGCUAGUCAAAAGGGUGCACAGCAAGGACGAGGCCAGGGUCGCGGCGCCCCAGCCAGAGGAGGUGGACAGAGAGGCGGUCCUCAACGCGGUGGCCCUCAAGGCGCACAGGGACGAGGAAGAGGUGCGCCAUCAACUAGAGGCUCUGGAAAUAUUGCUCGAACUGGCCGUGGUGGAGGAAGGACGACGGCAGCGCAAGACCGAAAUAUAUGGGUCCACCUUGUGCAGUAUCUGCGCAAGGAGAACUUGCUUCCUGCUUGUAUUUUCGUCUUCUCCAAGAAGAGAUGCGAAGAAAAUGCAAACUCGCUGUCUAACCAGGACUUUUGCACUGCGUCUGAAAAGAGUGCUAUUCACAUGAUCAUUGAGAAGUCUCUGGCUCGGUUGAAGCCAGAGGAUAGAGUGCUUCCCCAAAUCCUUCGACUUCGAGAACUUUUGAGCAGGGGCGUAGCUGUACAUCAUGGUGGUCUUUUGCCUAUCAUGAAGGAAAUUGUGGAGAUUCUAUUUGCAAAAACUCUGGUUAAGGUUCUCUUUGCGACAGAGACAUUUGCCAUGGGUCUGAAUUUACCAACUCGCACAGUAGUGUUCUCCGGGUUCCGAAAACACGAUGGCAAGGGAUUCAGAGACCUUUUACCAGGGGAAUAUACACAGAUGGCCGGGCGCGCAGGAAGGAGAGGUUUGGAUACCGUUGGUUCUGUGAUCAUCGUCACUAGUGGCAGAGACGAGGCACCACCUGCCGGCGCGUUGCGAAGGAUGAUCCUAGGAGAUCCGACGAAACUGCGAUCCCAGUUCCGCCUGACGUACAACAUGAUUUUGAAUCUUCUCCGUGUUGAAGCUCUCAAGAUCGAGGAGAUGAUUAAACGGAGCUUCAGCGAAAAUGCCACCCAGGCACUAUUACCCGAGCAUGAGAAGCAGGUGCAGCUUUCUGAGGCUAGUCUCGCAAAAAUAAAACGCGAGCCGUGUAGCUAUUGCGACGUGGAUCUUGCCGCCUGCCAUCAAGCGGCGGUUGAAUAUGAGAAGCUCACUAGAGAUCUUCACACCGGCCUGAUCACUUCUCCAGUAGGGAAGAGACUUUUCCAGAUCAAGAGACUUGCGGUGUAUAGAAAGGAUGGUAUUCGCACGGCCGGGAUGAUUGUUCGCGAAGGAGUUAGUGGCGGCGAACCCACGAUUCAGGUCCUCGAAAUAGGUGCAGUAAGCGACAAGCGUCAUCCAAGCGAUAUAUUACCGUUCCUCCCCAUCUUCCGUCAUUUUUUCCGUCAGCUGCCCACGAAGUCUGAGGAAAUGAUUCUGAAAGUGUGCCGAGUGCCUUUGGCUGAUAUUGAGUGUGUGACAAACACUCUUGUGAAGCUUGGUGGGCCGGUCUGGUACUUGAAUAUAAAGAAGGAGGCCUUGAAAUUCGGAGACAAGGAGUUGUCCAAACACUGUGCUUCGUGGGAUAAUUCCACUUGGGAUGAAUUGGACUGGGCUCGUGUCAAGGAGCUGCAAGUGAGGGAUAUUUUGAGUAAACGACAAGAGCAAGCCGCUAUUGCACAGUCCUGCCACUGUCUUUCUUGCCCCGACUUUCUUAAACACUUUGAGAUGCAACAUGACGAAUGGCAGGUGAAAGAGAACAUCUUACAAUUACGACAACUUAUGUCGGACCAGAAUCUGCAACUGCUUCCUGACUACGAACAACGAGUCGAGGUUUUAAGAGAGCUAGGGUUUGUAGAUGGUGAAUCUCGGGUGCAACUGAAAGGCAAGGUUGCUUGCGAGAUCCAUUCUGCUGACGAACUGGUCCUCACCGAACUCAUUCUCGAGAACGUGCUCGCUGAAUACGAGCCAGAAGAAAUCGUGGCUCUCCUGUCUGCGUUUGUUUUCCAAGAAAAAACCGAGAGCGAGCCCACCCUGACGCCCCGCCUUGAGAAAGGCAAGGAGGCGAUUGUGCGAAUUGCCGACAAGGUCAACGAUUUUCAGAUCCUGCACCAGGUUAUCUUGUCAAGUGAAGACUCCAAUGACUUCACCAGCAAGCCUCGUUUUGGCUUGGUGGAGGUUGUGUAUGAAUGGGCCAAGGGGAUGUCUUUCAACCGUAUCACGGAUCUGACCGAUGUAAUGGAAGGCACAAUCGUGCGAACCAUUACCCGCCUCGACGAGACGUGUCGAGAGGUCAAGAACGCGGCGAAGCUGGUGGGUGACCCGACGCUCUACACCAAGAUGGAACAGGCCCAGGAGAUGAUCAAGCGCGAUGUGAUUUUCGCCGCGUCGCUGUACAUGUAGGCGUGUCUAUUAAGUCGGUAUACAUCCUGAAUGAAUAUGGGUAUGUUUUCUUUAUGAAGGAUUAUUGUAAUUACAUGUAACUAUGUUAGGUGUAUGGGUCUCGGAUGGAGACACCGAGACAGCUUUAUUGCCACCCACCAGUUUGGAGGCUCGUUAGUGUCCAUCGGCCUAGCAGCCACAUGGCACAGUAAAUUUAAGACGCAGACACUCAUCAUAAUCUUAAAGACUUUACCCAAUUGACGCGAAUGUAUGUGGGAACUCGCGUACGAUGUCCAGCGUUAUAAGCUACAUCAGCUAGCCUCGAGGUCAACACGAGGCUCAGAACGUGCUGUGUUGUUCUCUCUCUUCUCUCUCUUUUCCAGAUAAAAUAGGGCAGCCCCGUUCAAAUUCAAAAUAAAAUUCCAAUGUCAUC